Coccomyxa subellipsoidea C-169 is the source of this 1702-nucleotide messenger RNA. Its product is annotated as YVTN repeat-like/Quino protein amine dehydrogenase. The transcript is spliced from 10 exons. Gene Ontology annotation, cellular component: nucleus; tRNA methyltransferase complex; cytosol. Gene Ontology annotation, biological process: RNA (guanine-N7)-methylation. Lineage: Eukaryota; Viridiplantae; Chlorophyta; Trebouxiophyceae; Coccomyxaceae. Bases 115 to 1542 code for a protein of 475 amino acids. The record is from RefSeq and is a predicted model, not a curated record. Gene Ontology annotation, molecular function: protein binding; tRNA (guanine(46)-N7)-methyltransferase activity.
GUAUUUAACGUCGGAUUGAUACAGUGCACGUCGUCUAAGCAUCUGAAUUGACUGCUUAUUCUGGUGAAAGGAUCGCUCAAUGUCUUGCAAAAAUUGAAGUGAAGGUGUGUCAGAAUGGGAAAGAAAAGGAAUAAACAACGUCAAAAAGGUGGUGAUUCUGCAGCUGGAGAGGAGGCAAACGAUGCUGCUCAUGCACCAGUUGUAGUGCUUGCUACGCAGCCAAAUGGUCCUUGCGUGGCUGUUGCGCACGACAAAGAGCUGUGGCUGCUUGACUGCAGCAAUGCUUCUCUGAUCGAGCUGGAGGACUCCACAUUUGGUGCACCCAUCAGAGCAGUUGCUUUCGAUCCCACCGGCAACUUGCUCCUGACUGGAGGGGAUGACAAGACCGUACGCGUGUGGCAGCUGGACAGCAGGCAAUUAUUGCAUAAAUGGGUUGUACCCAAGAAAGUCAGUGCGGCAGCCUUCUCAGCGGAUGGCAGCUUUGCAUUCUUUGCGGACAAGUUUGGGGAUGUCCAUGUUGCAGCGACGGCUGCUGAUGCAACAGCAGGGCCAAAGCCUUUGCUGGGUCAUUUCUGCAGCAUCAUCACAGACCUGGCAGCCUCGCCGGACGGCAAGUUUGUGGUCAGCACGGACAGGGACAGCAAGACCAGGGGGGCGCAUGAGAUCCAGAGCUACUGCCUGGGCCACACUUCAUUUGUCACGGCCUGCGCAUUUGUGGCAACACCAGAAGCGACACUUCUUGCCUCUGCCAGUGGAGAUGGCACAGUAAGGCUGUGGGACCAUGUGUCAGGGCAGCUGCUGGACACCUGCCACGUGCCAGUGCCCCCUGGAAAUGUUGUGGCCGCCAGCACAGAGCAAGCAGACACUGCUGAAGAAGCAGGCACACCAGAAGUGGCUGCAGAGGAAGCUGGCGCACUGAACCUGGACAGCGCACCUUCCAGCGCGGCCGAGAUGGAGCUGGGUGAUGUGCCGGCCAGCGGCAGCGGCUAUGAGAGCGACGAUGAAGACAACGGCGAAGAGAACGCUGCGCUCCGAGAGCAUGCUGCUGAGCCAGCCACAGCUGCCACGCUUGCCCUGGCUGCCUCUCCCAGCGGGCGCCACCUGGCAACGCUCGUGGAGGGUCAGGAUGAGGUGACCAUACUGGAGGUUGACGCAGCCGCCCGGAAGCUGUCCAUCUGUCAACGCCUAGCCAUGCACGACUUGGCCCUUCCCAAUUCCGUGCAGUUUGAUCGGGGGGGACGGAUCUGGGCGGUCGGGAGGCCUCGCUUGGAGGAAAGUGGCGCGCUGAAAGUGGGCGUGGCUGCUCUAAACGACGCAGGAACGGAGUUUGAGAGCGCAGCAGAGGACGUUGUGCCAGAUGCGCUGCGUGCUGCGCUCAGGACGGUAGCAAAUGGUGGGCAGGCAGCUCAGACGGGAGCCCUGGGGCAAGUGAAUCCGCAGCUGAGGAAGCGCGUGUACACAGAGGCAGAGACAGACUUCCGCAAACGCAACCGGCGGGACAUAAAGGCUGCCAGCACAGCUGCUGCAGCCAGCAUUUAUUGAAAACAUAAUUAUCACGAAUGACAGUCAGCAGGAGCAGACUGGUGUGUAGUAGAGAGCAAAAAACAUGAUGAAUAAAUACAUGCAUCACAUGGUGUUGACAUCACCAAUUGCAGGUUUGAGAGCAAGUUCUUGUAAUGCCGCAUUGUAAACAAUCCCAAAU